CUUUAAUGGUAAACUUUCUGAAAAACAGUCAUGACUGGAAGAGAAAUACAGAAGAUGAUUCAUGUUCAGGAAUCAGCUGCAAAGAAGUUUUAAGAAAGCUGUUCAGCAGCAUCUCUUUAGAUAAGACCAACAAUCACAGAAUGGUUUGGCAGUCACCCAAGAUGGAGCACACUCAAAGAAAAGACAGAAGCGUAUUUGGAGUGUUGGCUUGCUGAUAUGCAUGGCAGAUGCCUGUUUCACACUCUAUCCUUUGACUGCCAGCUAUGAUGUCAGAUAGAGUUGUUACCUGAUUAAGCAAUUGCUCUUCGCUUCCUGUUUGACACUUUCAAGUACUUCCACACCCAGGGGACAGCCUCUGAAAAACUGCUUGCAAGUAUCAUCUCCACCUAAGAGAUUUUUCAUUUUUAAGCUUAGGAAAAAACACUGGAGAAUUAUGAAAAUCACAUUUUUCUUUGCUGCAUUGUUCUUACUGGAUUUCUUCACUUUCAUUCAUGCUAAUCUGCAAUAUCCCUUGCCUGAUAUAGAAGAUGCAAAGUUCAUUGAAGAUUGUGUGAGAACUCACAACACAUUUCGAUCCAAAGUGAAUCCACCAGCCAGCAAUAUGUUUCGCAUGUCCUGGGAUGCUGCUUUAGCUAAGAGUGCCAAAGCAUGGGCAAAGAAGUGCAAGUUUAACCAUAAUACACACCUUCAUGCCAGGAAUGACAUGCCAGGAAAAAUGCAUCCCACCUUCCCAUUUGUUGGAGAAAACAUCUGGACUGGUACAGCCCGCAUCUUCUCUGUGGAUGCAGCUCUCAGGUCCUGGUUUAAUGAAGUCAGCAGCUAUGAUUUCAGCACAAAUACAUGUACUGACAAGUGUGGUCACUACACUCAGGUUAUCUGGUCAGAGAGCUACAAAGUUGGCUGUGCAGUUCACUUCUGCAAUACAGUUGAAAAUUUUCCAGGACUGUUCAAAGCAGCGCAUUUUGUUUGUAACUAUGGGCCAGCGGGGAAUUACCCAAGAAAGCCAUAUAAAGAAGGACAGCCAUGCAGUAGAUGCAGUAAUGACAAGUGUGUAGACAAGCUCUGUGAAAAUACGAAACGUGAGAAGCUGAUAAGUUAUGCCAACUGGUAUCCGGACUGGGAUACACAGCCCCAGCCACCACGACCCCGGCCCCCCAGGCCUCCUGUGACAUCAGACAUCCCACCUGCUGAGCAUCCACAGCCUUCUUGUGACCAAUACUGCCUUACUGUUUUAAUUUUAAGGCCACUGUUUCUCGUAUUGAGUGCUGGUGCUGUACUUCUAGUACAACAAAAAUUUCCACACAGUUUUUUUUUAUAAGUAAUGAUCAAUUAAGAUACUGAUUGUGAUCCUACUGCUGUAUUACACUCACACAAUUGGCACACAUUUAAAGAAGCAUUUGGUCAUCUCUCAUUAUCCAGCAUAGGAAAGGCUUCUUCUUCACUCAAGGCAAGAUAUAAGUGGCUGUGCAUAGAGGUAGUAUAAUUUAUUGGAAGUAGCUGAAACAUGCUCCUAUGUUUGUACAAGCCUCUUAGCUCUAGGGGUAGAUUGCUAGAGGGACCACAGAUAGUAGAUAUUAUUCCAUGUGCUAACAAUCCUCCUGGAAGCCUGGGGCAUCACAAAGACAUGUCUGAAGUGGCACACUGUAUCCAAAAGAAGCAAUAAUUCAUCUUCAUUAACCUUCAGUUAUCCCAGACACAAUUUUCCCCAGAUAAUGGAGAUUUAACUAUAUAUAUUACUUUUUGUGAACAGGAAUAAAGCUUGCCCUUUGCUAUAUUUAA
This is a messenger RNA of Cyanistes caeruleus (blue tit), 1779 nucleotides long. Lineage: Eukaryota; Metazoa; Chordata; Aves; Passeriformes; Paridae. The record is from RefSeq and is a predicted model, not a curated record.